AUGGCUCCAGUUCUUCGAGUGCUGCUACGACAAGGUCGAAGAAGUUUUUCCUCUAGAGACCCUACAGAAAGGCACGGAUCCACUAGUACUCUUUCAGAAACUAGUAUUAAGGCUCAACUUUCAAUGGUCAUUGGAGUUGGUCACCGAGAUCGAAGAGGCGACCCCUUGAGAGAACAGGGGAAAACGAAGGGAAAGGGGAGAGCUUAGAAGGGGGCCCCUUCCGUUCAGAGUCAGGGAUCAUUGAAGGCUGAGCUUUAAUAGUAGUAAUCUUUAUUUAAGAAAGAAGGUAAGAAGAUUCCGUACUUUUCCUGCAAGGAACUUCUACAGUCGAAGAAGUUUAAGAAAGAAGGCGACAUCGUUUCUUGAGGAGGAAAAACGUCUUCGACGUUUCUUGAUUUAAGAAAGAAAGUCGAAGAAGUUUUUCCUCUAGAGACCCUACAGAUAUCGAGUUCCUAGGGUAGAAAACGGGAUGAAAGGCAUGGUAAAUUUGAGCCACAGGAGGUCGUGGAUUCAAUAAAGGGUCCCUUUUACGUGAGUCACAGGAACAUUCGGAGAUACUCUAGAGGACCUAAUUUGUUUCUAAGUCGCCACACUACUAGAUCGCCA
Messenger RNA from Amoebophrya sp. A25, 606 nucleotides. The record is from the annotation of a GenBank genome assembly. Lineage: Eukaryota; Dinophyceae; Syndiniales; Amoebophryaceae.